UCAUAUAAACCCCCACUGCAGAUACGAACAGACACACACCACCGCAAGUCCAAGGCGGAGCGGCAAGCAAAGCCAAUACUCCUUCCCUCGUCGUGCACCCACUGCACGCGACCAUGGCGCCUGCUCGGGAGCUCCAAGAAACCUCGUCGUCCUCGUCGUCAUCGACGUCGUCGUAUACGACCAGCUCCACGUCCAUGUCGUGCUCGUCCACCGUCACGGACUCCUCGUCGUGUCCCUCCUCGCCGGCGAGCGCCGCCAAUGCCGUGAAGGCGGCGCCGCGCAAGCGGCAGCUGGACGAGGGAGAGGGAGGGCAGGAGGAGACGGAGGAGGGGAAGACGACGACGACGGCGACGACGACGAAGAAGAGCAAGCGUAGCAGCGACGGGAAGCACCCGGUGUACCGCGGCGUGCGGAUGCGGGCGUGGGGCAAGUGGGUGUCGGAGAUCCGCGAGCCACGCAAGAAGUCGCGCAUCUGGCUCGGCACCUUCCCCACCGCCGAGAUGGCCGCGCGCGCGCACGACGUCGCCGCGCUCGCCAUCAAGGGCGCCCGGUCCGCGCACCUCAACUUCCCGGAGCUCGCCGACGUCCUCCCGCGCGCCGCCUCGCCGGCGCCCAAGGACGUGCAGGCCGCCGCCGCAUUGGCCGCCGCGUUCACGUCUUCGCCGCCGCCCUUGUCCACGGAUCAGUCGGAGUCGGAGGAGGGCCUCAUCCAAGAGGAGACCGUCAAGAACGACGCCGGCGCGGGCGCCACCGCGCCGCCGGAGUCUGCCGCCACGGCUACGAGCUGCGGCGGCGCCGCUGAGCAGGCGGAGGAGGAGGAGCUGCGGCAGCUGUUCGACCUGCCGGACCUGCUCAUCGACAUCGAGGACGGAUUCGGAUUCUCCACCAUGUGGGCUCCGCUCCCCGACGUCGAGGAGGUCAAUGCAGACCUCCGGCUCGAGGAGCCGCUCCUUUGGGAGUAGCAGAUGCUUGCGAAGACUAGAUGAUCAAAUAUACUAGGAGUACUUAAUCGCUAGUGUAAUCUCUUCUUUGCCUUUCUUUUUUUUACUACUAGCGUUUUUUUUUUAGUUUGCCUUUUUUCUUUUACUUUGCUGGUUUAAUAAGCACAAGGGAGUACGUAGUGAUAUACAUAUGCAAAAAAAGUUUGCUACUACCACUACUACAUGUUACCUGAGAGAGUUAAUUAUCAGUACUAUUACCACAUAGUAAUGUGUGAAUCCUAGUGGUUUGACCUUGCCAUAA
Triticum dicoccoides is the source of this 1242-nucleotide messenger RNA. RefSeq names its product ethylene-responsive transcription factor ERF039-like. The record is from RefSeq and is a predicted model, not a curated record. Lineage: Eukaryota; Viridiplantae; Streptophyta; Magnoliopsida; Poales; Poaceae. Gene Ontology annotation, biological process: regulation of DNA-templated transcription. Bases 114 to 962 code for a protein of 282 amino acids. The transcript has a single exon. Gene Ontology annotation, molecular function: DNA binding; DNA-binding transcription factor activity.